Messenger RNA from Trichoderma breve, 534 nucleotides. RefSeq names its product acetyltransferase (GNAT) family domain-containing protein. Gene Ontology annotation, molecular function: N-acetyltransferase activity. Bases 1 to 534 code for a protein of 177 amino acids. NCBI's taxonomy places the organism in Eukaryota, Fungi, Ascomycota, Sordariomycetes, Hypocreales, Hypocreaceae. The record is from RefSeq and is a predicted model, not a curated record. The transcript is spliced from 3 exons.
AUGUCUUCCCUGCCGUUAGUCAGGUACGCUCGUCUCGAAGAUGUUUCCCUCAUUUUGCGAUUUAUUCGAGAAGCAGCAGAAGAACAAGCCCCUGGGGCUAAAGUAGCCGCAACUGAGGACAGUCUCUCAAAGACACUGCACUUCGGGCCGCCCUCAGAAUCAAGGGCAGAGACAGGCACUCGGUUUGCAUGGGCGCUACUCAUCUAUUCCCCCGACGAGCAGCCUGCUGGGCUGUUGAUUUAUUAUCAUAAUUACUCGACAUGGAUGGCUGCGCCGGGUGUCUGUUUGGAGGAAUUGUAUGUUGUACCGGAAUAUCGGCGUCUGGGCUAUGCGCAAAUCCUGAUUGAGACCAUGGCGUCUGCAGCGGAAGCAGCAGGUUGUAUCAAAAUGGACUGGGUCUGCCUUUUGGAUAAUAAGAGAGCACUAAGGUUCUAUGAAAAAUUGGAGGCAAAACGAAUGGAGGAUUGGGUCGUCUUAAAGGUUGAUAAAGCCAGCACGGAAAAGCUGGCCGCUAGAGGGAAGCAGUCCGAGUAA